Colletotrichum paranaense is the source of this 336-nucleotide messenger RNA. RefSeq lists its product as uncharacterized. The transcript has 2 exons. Bases 1 to 336 code for a protein of 111 amino acids. Lineage: Eukaryota; Fungi; Ascomycota; Sordariomycetes; Glomerellales; Glomerellaceae. The record is from RefSeq and is a predicted model, not a curated record.
AUGUUUCGUUUCAAGGAGGCGGAUGCUGUCGCCAAGUGGCACUGCCAAGCACCUAAGGUAUCUCGUUCCUAUGUCGGAGAAUUUCGGUACAUUUGUUACGUUCUUUGUAGAUUCGCCAUCUUUGAUGGACAUGGUAUUUUGGCCAAAAGUCUAUCCAAGUUACGUAGAGUAAAGAUCCUCAGCGACGCGGUGAUCAUUGAUCCCAUUUGGACAGCGUCGGAACGUGGCGGUUACCGGGUGUGGUUUGAUGGCCGUGAUGGCAUAAGUCGAAACGGUUUGUAUGUGGAAGUGAUUGACGGUAAGCUGACUGGCCGAGUGAAAUGUGACGAGAUGUGA